Messenger RNA from Scylla paramamosain (green mud crab), 5745 nucleotides. RefSeq lists its product as uncharacterized. Bases 2169 to 5039 code for a protein of 956 amino acids. Gene Ontology annotation, cellular component: plasma membrane. Gene Ontology annotation, molecular function: G protein-coupled receptor activity. NCBI's taxonomy places the organism in Eukaryota, Metazoa, Arthropoda, Malacostraca, Decapoda, Portunidae. The transcript is spliced from 25 exons. Gene Ontology annotation, biological process: cell surface receptor signaling pathway; adenylate cyclase-activating G protein-coupled receptor signaling pathway. The record is from RefSeq and is a predicted model, not a curated record.
CCUACAUAAAAAAAAAAAGAAAAGGAGUUAGCAAAACACACACAUUGCGUCUUGUCUUCCUUCUCUUUUCCUCAAUUUACUCUUAACCUCAACUAAAAUAUUACGACAGCAGUAUCAACAAGUCUGGCAAGCACGAGCAACUCCACCACGCCAUCUGUUGAACACUAGAAUCCCUUCCUUCACUGGUCUAACCUCAUAAGACUUUGACGUUCAGUCGUUCAGUCCCUCUUGUGGGUGGCAGAGGGACGGUUGCUCGGCUCGGAGCUAAGGGGACCGGGUUGUGUUGUGGUGACGGCCUCGUGUGUAGUGAAAGAGAGCUAGAGUGUCGCUAAGGGCUUCACAUACCUACUCCUCAGCUUGACUAGACGUUCCUUCCCUCCUCCUUGUACUAGGAAGAAGCAAAGCGAAGGACGAGCAUAGCAGUAAAAGGGUUCACGCUACCUUCACGCCACCAAUGUACUAGGAAGAAGCAAAGCGAAGGACGAGCAUAGCAGUAAAAGGGUUCACGCCAUCUUUAUCAAUGGAGGGACGGUGAAAGCUUCUCUGAUAACGAGGGAAGGAGAGGAUGGAUAUGGCCAGAAAUGUUUGUGAAUCUUAUCACGUCGUGGCUCGCCUGGAGAACGCUCAUGUUACCUGGACAGAGGCUAAAAAAGGCUGUGAUACUGAACAGUCGAUGGACAUGAUGGUCUACAGCUCUACAUGCUAGCUGGAGGUCUCGCUAGCAGCUCUGUUCCUGCUGGCUCUUGUUCCCCUGCUGGCUGCUGCUCGUCGAGGGAAGGCGGCACAUCACAUCUUGUCCUGCUAACACCUGCUGUCGUCGCUUUGCUUCAUAAGAGGAUGGUGUGAUUGAAACUUAAACCUUUGUAAACUCUGACUGUUCCUCGUAACGAAAGUAUAAUGUUAAAAGUGUCCUCAACAAGAUUUCUGUUUAAUAUACCCUACACUUGGGACACCUCUCUUGCUCUGGAGGAAGAUGGGGAAGUACAGAAGUAUUAUCAGCUGUUUUAUCAGUUCAUAUUUAAGAUAAUAUUUUUAGUAUUUCUACGUGUUAUCUCGAUUACUGUCAACAGGCUGUAUUUGAAGUUAUCUGGGCUUUCACAUGUUUUCAUUAUCUCAGUGAUAAUUUAACAAGAAUUCUGCUUCAUCAAUAACAACCAUGAGAACCUGACUAAUUGCUUCUGCAGCCUUAGAAAAUAGUCUUAAUGAAAAAAAUAAAUAAAUAAAAUUAAGAAUACAGACCUCAAUAUUUUUCUCUAUCAAUCAGUUGCAGAACAUUUUAAAAUUUUCUGAAUGUGGUAGCUGUCUUAUGCUCUUAUUUAAAGGCUGAGAUUACAUGGUUUUAGAAAGUUUCAAGGGUGCUGUCUUCAAAUCAGUGGGCUGCGUGUUGUGUCUAAUGGAAUUUUUGUUUGAAAGUAUUUAGUUUCGUCCGAUUUCAAGUUAAUGGAAUAAUUUAAUAUGUCCCAAGAUGCCACACGGAUUUGAAGGGUUAUUAUGAGAAGCAGUACGUAUGUCGUAGCCCUUUUUUUUUCUUUUUUGUUAUUGUUUCCCUUGUGUUAUUAGAUGUUCAUUUUCCUUUUUCUAAUUGGUAAUUUGUUGGUGUCGUGUUGGAAGCACCUUCUUACGAGGAACAGCCAUGGUAGUGUGUGGAGAUGUCCAUGAUGGCUGAGAGAGUGAGAGAAUGAGAGAGUGAGGAAGUAGGCGAGGAAGUCAAUCAGGAAAUGAGUGAGUGAGGUCUCUCUCCAUCCAUAUCCUCCUUUACAUUACCUAUGACUUUUACUUUCCUGCAUCACAGUCUGCCUUUGCCUUUAUCUCUUUCUACACAGUGGUUUUAUUCACUAAUCAAUGCAUUAUAUUAUACAUUUCACGCAUAUUUUAACUCAACUACCAACUCAUCCCUGAAAAAUUAUGAUGAUGACGAUGAUGAUGGUGGUGAUGGUGAUGGUGGUCCAAUCUACACAUCUUCGUUCUCGUCGUUACCUUUCCUCCUCGUCCUUAUCUCACGGUGCUCCCCCACGUGUUCAUCGUCGCUAUGGUGGAUGUGAUCUGGCUUACUAACAGACCCGCCGCCUACUGAUGGUAUCCCAGUUAUUGACCCCGUCGAGCUGCUUGCUGAGAGGCUCAAGUACAGUCAGACGACGAUCUACCACUGGCCCACCGCCUCCAACAACAUGACCGUGUCUGACGAAGGAGAGGACCAGUUCCGUUACGUCGAUGGUCCCACUGGCUUCGGAAACGCUAUGGAGUUCCCCUCGGAUUCCAGGCAGUGCUUGGUGCAUAAGAGGUUCACUAUAGAGUCAGACACGUGCACCACCAACCUUGACAACUGCGAGGAUGGCUUGAGUCUCAGCGUGUGGUACAAGGGUUACCAGGGGAUCGAGCGAGACUGGGAGUUUGUCAGUCAGGACCCCAACGACCCUUCUAUCAUCGAGACCAUUGCUUCUACAGGCGGCGACACAAAAGGCCACCCCGGCAUCGCUCUCUACCUGCAAGGCAUGACUGUGAAGGCUGUAGUGUCCACGGGCGCCAAGUACUGGAACACCUCCUGUGUGGGUAUGAUAAAAAAUGACAAGUGGACCAACAUUGCCUUCAGCUGGAAACACGAUAAGGGGCUGCUGCUGUACAUCGAUACCAAGCUGGAAGCCUCCACGAUGUUCCCCGCCUCUAGCCCCGGCGCCAAGCCUGCUCUCACCCCGCCGCAGAUGCACCUCGGCUGCCACAGUGACGCGACCAACACUGAAUACCGCUACUUCCUGGAGGGCGCCGUAGACGAGCUGGCGGUCUGGGACAAAGCGCUGCUAGGGACGGACGCUGGGUUGUUCCUGGGAGAUCAUAUUCGGUCUUUCGCUGACGUGACCGUGGAAGACCUGAACUCCAUAGUGGACGACUCGGACAUCAGCGACCCUGACGUGAUGGCGGCGGCGCUGCUCAUCACGGCCCAGUCCACCUAUUCAGAGGAGGUGCCUGAAGGAGCCCUCACCGUGCCCACCACCGCCGCCACCACCACCACCACCACCACCACCACCACCACUGCCAACUCCGACGUCAGCACCACAGACUCAGGCUCGGGCGCCACCACCACCACCACCAUGCAGCCUGAGUCAGACGCCUACAAGCACUUCAAGAGCGUCAUGAAGUUGUUCAAGAAGUUCACCAGCACCACAUUGAAGAACGUGGACAUAAUGAAGCUUCAGAACACUCUUGGGCUGGUGGACGUGACGAGCAACAUCUUCGUGCAGAAAAACAAAGAGUUCCUGAUGGGAGCAGAGGUGGGGGAGGAGAAGGACGGGGAGGCGAGGAUGACAGUCAACGCCAACCAGAUCAUAGAAGAUUUGACCAACUGGACCAUGAGGAUCCUGCAGAACACCGACUACAGGAACAGAACGGAGAUGUUUACACUCGUCAAGGAGACAGAGAACUUGAUCGUGCACGUGUUCAAAGGUCCCCAUUCAGCGCUGCACACGAGAAGCAACGGGUUCGUGGUGGCGCCGGAUUGUGAAAUGAUGGUCAAGAAGAAAUCCUGGAACAGCACAUGCAACAGGGCAGCAGUGUCCUCCGCGGUGGUUACUGACCCCAAGUGUAAGAACCGCACCAUCAAUGUAGUGAUUACUUCAUCGCGGAAUGUGCAUAGGUACUCCCACACCUGGGCGGUCGGCGGGGACAUGGACCCGUACUUGCCACACGAGCUGAACACCAUGGUAAUGUCAGUGCUGAUGAGCCCAGACCCAGUGCUGGAUAAAAAGGGAAACGUGGACAAGAAGGCCCCUAAGUGCAAACCAAACCCUAAAGCCUUGCUACAGUCGCCCAUCAGACUGAAGCUCUUCAAUCUGCGCCCAGAGACGACCCACUCGCACCAAAGCAGGAAACUGUCCUUUCACGAGGAGGCGCCCGUCAAGAGGGUGUUGGGGCAGCACUGCGCCUGGUGGGACGCCAACAACAGCAGGUGGGACGGGACGGGCUGCCUCGUGAUGGAGAACACGGACCGCUAUACCAAAUGUGCAUGUGCGCAUUUCGGGAGUUUCACGGUGAUGAACGAACUGAUAGAGCCCAGGGUAGUGCCCGACGAACACCUGUGGCUUCUGGUGUUGCGCUACGUGGGGUACGCGCUCUCCAUCUUGCUCAUCAUCAUCUACAUCAUCGUGGUGGCUGUGUCGCGCGAUCUCAAGGACCAGUUCCACCUGAUGGGGCUGAAUCUGGCGGUGGCGGUGCUGGUGGGGGCCGUAGCAAUGGUGGUGAGUGACCUGGAGGCGGUGCGGGACGACCGUCACUGGUGCACGGCGGUCGGCACCAUCAUCCAGCUCUUCUACCAGGCUGCCGGCGCGUGGGUCCUCUUCCUGGGACACGCCACCUUCAAGGCCAUCACCUCGGGAGUGAUUGGCGGUAGACUCAAGUCUUACCUGCCUAUCUCCUGGGGCCUCCCGUUCAUCUCCGUGGGUCUCAACUACCUGCUCUUCAUGCUGGACCUUGGCGAGGACCCCCGCUGCUUCAUCUCCUGGGAGAACCCGCCCAAGUUUGUCUUCUUCGGGUUUCAACUCUUGUUCGUCCUGGUGUCCUGCUUCUGCGCCUGCGUCGUGCUGAGUAACAUGGCCACUACUGCUCUGAGGAAGGACAACCUCAUCGAUGACUACGGCUCCUUCUGCAACGGCGCCGCCUUCCUCAUGCUCUUCUUCAGCAUAACCUGGAUCUUCGGCUUCUUCUGCUAUAUUCGCUUUGGUCACACUUCGCUGAACUUCUACCCGAUCUUCCAGGUUCUCAACUCCUGGACGGGCGUGGUCCUCUUCCUCUUCAUCGGCGUGGCAUCUCGGAAGUUCAGAAUGGUGGUGGCGGGCCAGGCUAAGCUGAGGCGCGAGAUGUUGAUGGGGUACACGUUUGGGAAUACAGGAGAGGCGAAGGGGAACGCUGCUGCUUCGGGUCCCUCCACUUCCAACACAUCCAACAAGGGUGCUCAGCCUAAGAACAACCAGGACAAGAAAGGCAAGCUACCACCUGUUAAGAAAAAUGCACCAAGACGAGCACCUCCUCGCACCUUCACGGCAGACUAGCGCUUGUGAAGUGCCUAACCAUCUGCCCCAGUCUGUACCUAACCUUGUGUCUCCUGUCUUAUUUAUUCGCUGUAUAGACUUGAAGAUUUUUGACAUGACACGCGAGUCAUUAGUGGUUAGGGGCAUUAAUCAUGUGGCCUUAUGUUUUCUACGCCUUUGAGACAGGAAACGUGUAGCUUGAAAAUGUUUUUGUCUUUAUGUGAUUCCUUGUGAGGACUUGAGGACGUUUAGCAUGUCGAGCGGGCCUUUCAUGGCUAGAAGCAUUGAUGAACCAUAUUCUGAAACACUUAUGCGCAGCACCUCCACUACAUUCAAAAGGCUCUAAUUCAAGUGACACGAAUUUUAAAUGGGGUUCUUAAGCUUCUAGUGACAGAAUAACAAGAUUUCUUCAUUAUUAACAGGAAAACUCUUGAGAAUCUGGCUAACCAUCUCUGUGGCCUUUGAAAAUAGUCCUGGGGAGAGAGCAAAGCGUUUCUGAAUACUGGCCAGUGUCUUGUGGUCGUAUUCACAUCUCAGCGCCUUAUCUCGACUACUGAUGAUUCCAAGGGUGCUUUUAUGAUCAGUAAAAGUUUAACAAGAAUUCCACAGGACGCAGCAAAAACAUAUAUAUUAGUGGUAUACUUCAGCACGCGUUGGUUAUGUCCAUUAAAUAUUAUUCAUUGUCCAUAAUUUAGCAUCUUAACUGGAAAUAAAAACGUGAAAUACA